CCCUGACUGAAGACAGAUCUUAACUCUUUUCUCUCUCGGGAUUUCAGGUGUACCAAUGGAACCUCUCUCAGUGUCAACUAACACCUUCACUAUGGAUCUUUACAAAAAGCUGGAUGAAACUUCCAAAGGCCAAAACAUUUUCUUUUCUCCUUGGAGUAUUGCAACUGCUCUUGCCAUGGUCCACCUGGGUGCAAAAGGUGACACUGCAAGUCAGAUGGCUGAGGUUCUUCAUUUUAAUCAGACUGCAAGAGAAGAGGGUUCAUCUGAGACAACAAUACUUUCUCCAGCAAGACCAAAGAAAAGAAAGAUGGAUUCUGAGCAUGAAGGAGCAGAAAACAUCCACUCUGGCUUCAAAAAGCUCCUGUCUGACAUCAACAAACGCAGAAGCACUUACUUGCUGAAGAGUGCCAACCGACUGUACGAGGAAAAGUCCUACCCAUUAUUGCCUAAGUUCUUACAACUCAUUACAAGCUAUUACAAUGCAAAGCCACAAGCUGUAAACUUUAAGAGAGCUGCAGAACAAGUCAGAGCACAGAUCAAUUCAUGGGUAGAAAAUAAAACUGAGAGGAAAAUACAGAGUCUGCUGCCUGCAGGAUCUCUCCAUUCUCGCACUGUGUUGGUCUUAGUAAAUGCCAUUUAUUUCAAAGGAAAGUGGGAAAAGAAAUUUCUGGAGAAAAAUACUUCUGAGAUGCCCUUCAGAAUAAGCAAGACCAAGAUUAAACCAGUACAGAUGAUGUUUUUGAAAGAUACAUUUUUCGUACUCCAUGAAACCACCAUGAAAUUCAGAAUCAUUGAGCUGCCAUAUGUGAAAAAUGAACUCAGCAUGUUUGUUCUCCUACCCGAUGACAUCAGUGAUAACACUACUGGCCUGGAGCUGGUGGAAAGAGAGCUGACAUAUGAGAAAUUGGCUGAAUGGACCAAAUCAGACAAUAUGAUGAAAGCUGAAGUGGACCUGUACCUGCCCAAGCUGAAGGUGGAAGAGAAUUAUGACCUUAAAUCCCCUCUGAGUAGCAUGGGGAUACAAAAUGCAUUUGAACCAGGUCAGGCUGAUUUCACAGGAAUGUCAGUGAAGAAGGAUCUUUACAUCUCACAAGUUAUUCACAAAGCUUUUGUGGAAGUCAAUGAAGAAGGUACCGAGGCAGCAGCUGCCACAGGUGUCUUGAUAAUGAGAUCAAGAGUCCCAACAACGACUUUCAAAGCUGACCACCCUUUUCUUUUCUUCAUCAGACACAACAAAUCGCAAACCAUCCUCUUCUUUGGCAGGUUUUGCUCGCCCUAGUCAGUGAAUCCUUACGCUGUGAAGCAGGACAAUUUUGCUUGCUAGCACAGAGGCAAACCCCACACCUGAAGCUCUCUGCAACUGGGGGAGCAGGACUUACUUGAACCCCUUCUUCAUCACACCACACACCCUGACACCUGAGGCACAGCUCCUCCAGUGCCUCCUUCCUAAGCUGAAGGGACAACCACGGCAGUGCCGUGGGGAGUGUACCAUGCCUUGCACCCACAGAGCAAUCCUGGCUGUCAUUUGGAUCAGGCCAUCAUGGCUAGCUCUGCCCUUACCACGAUAACCUAUGGCAUUUCUACCUCUCACAUUCACAGCAUUGUGCACAAAUAUAUUUUGCCAAAGGCUUUCUCCUCACCCUCUUAAGGAAGGCUGCUUAUCCUGAUGUGGUCCUAGCAUGUACUCCCAGCCUGCAGCAGUCAGACCCAACUCCUGCUUUUUAGCCCUGGACUAAGCCCCUGAGUUAUUACUGCAGACAGGUCAUCCCAAUCUUCACCCUGUGCCCAUCCCUUUGCUUUCCUUCCACAUCUCAGCUGCAAGUCUUCAUCAGCUCCCAAUAACCCUCAUGUUGCUCUACAGAUUCCUUUUAAUAAAACUAAAAAAAAAAAAAAAAAAAAAAAAACCCAAACAAAAACAAAAAAAAACCCCACCACCUCUUUAAGGGCUAUCUGCCUCACUCAGACCCCUCAGGAAUGCGAGGAAGGGUUAAACCCGUACGGUGUCUGGCAACAGCAGCGGCGCGAUUUGGCUCAAAGCAAUCCUAGCUUCAAAAAUAAGUAACAGUAACUGAAGACGCCUCACGGACCGAGGGUGUUUUCUGUCAGCUCUGCCACGAGGGGGAGGUAGAGGCGGAGAGACACGGGCCGUGGCCGGGGGAGCUGCAAGGGGAGGAGAGGGAGGGGAGGGGCGGUUGCCGGGACUCCCUGAGGCGGGGGCCGCCAUUUUUCCGGGAGGGGCUGCGGGGCCUGUCCGUUCCCGGCGGCCAAGGGGGAAGCGCCUCAGGCUCCCGCUAGAUCCCGGGAGGGGCUGGGCUCCCGUCCCUUCCCUCUGCUCGGCCGCGCUUCCGGGAGCAGGGAGCGCGGCGGCUGGCAGGGUGAGUGCGGCGCCCGCCUUGCUGUGGCUGCUGCUGCGUUGUCUUGA
Molecule: messenger RNA, 2422 nt
Organism: Cinclus cinclus
Lineage: Eukaryota; Metazoa; Chordata; Aves; Passeriformes; Cinclidae
Product: heterochromatin-associated protein MENT-like
Exons: 8
Coding region: 56-1279 (407 amino acids)
Biological process (GO): negative regulation of endopeptidase activity
Molecular function (GO): serine-type endopeptidase inhibitor activity
Source: RefSeq, a predicted model, not a curated record